Messenger RNA from Saprolegnia parasitica CBS 223.65, 273 nucleotides. RefSeq lists its product as hypothetical. The transcript has 2 exons. The coding region runs from base 1 to 273 and encodes 90 amino acids. NCBI's taxonomy places the organism in Eukaryota, Oomycota, Saprolegniomycetes, Saprolegniales, Saprolegniaceae. The record is from RefSeq and is a predicted model, not a curated record.
AUGAGUGAAGCCCCGAGCCAACCCAAGAAGCGGCAGAAGUACUCGUACGCCGACAAGUACGAGAUGGUGCUCUACUACGAGGCCAACGACCUCAGUAGCACUGUCGAUCGCUACUUCCCCAGCCUCGCGAGCUCGAAGCGCCAUAGCGCCAAGAAUCUCGUGCUCGACUGGGCCUCACCCAAGAACCGCGCCAAGAUCGAGGCCAAUGCGAAGAGCACCAAGACGAAGAAGAACGACGAGAUGAGCUUUAACGACAGCACGAUUGAGCUGUGA